UUUGCUCAGAGAGGAAUGGAUAUGCAUCACUGUUUUGGAGGAUUUGUUUAGUUAACGUUAGACCUAGUGGUUAAUUUUUUUUUUUUUUUUUGGCCUCGAGGCUUGUCGGAUCUUAGUUCCCAGACCAGGGAUUGAACCACGGCAGUGAAAGCGCUGAGUCCUAACCACUGGACCACCAGGGAAUUCCCUAGACCUAGUGGUUUAAAAGAUCUUUAAUAGCUAUGCAUGAUUAUUUUUAUUUUUAAGGGCUAUUUUAUUUAGGAAAUAAAUGUAAUUUUUAAAGAUUACAUAAAAUCUCACCACCUAAAGAUAGCCACGAUUAACAUUGUGAUGUACUUCCAAGCUUUUCUCUAUGUUCAUGUGUACUGGUGAAAUACAUGUAAAAGAAUGGCAAGAUAUGCCUCUGUGGCUCUCUGUGCUUGAAUUAGCCCAUGUGGUUAUUUUCAGAUCCAUAUAGUUAGAAAGCCUCUGGAAGCAGAGACCAUAUUUCUUUUUCUUUUGAAUUCUUUCCAGGUACAUAGUAGGCCUCUGAACUUGGUGGAUAUAUGACAAAUGUGAGUUAAACUAAUGAAUGUGUAAACAAGCUAUAAACUAUGCACUUACAUAAUGUCAUUAUUUUAAACAUUUGCUUCUUUAAAUGCUUCCACCUGUAACAAGACUCAUGACAAUACAAGAUAUGUAUUAUUUCCCUUUUCUUUUUGCAUCCCUGCAUAUUGAUUUUUUCCAUCUACCUUUAUAGGAGGAUACAUUGAAAUAAGGAAAAUAUUUUCAUGAAAGCUUAGUGUAAAGAAGAAAUUUGUAAGUUCUAGUUACUGAUGUGAUGUUGGAUGGUUGAACUACUAUAGUUUUAUGGCUCAUGAUAUACGAGAGAGUUUCAUUUGUUUCUUGGGUACAUUGUUUAGUGUAGUAGUAACCUGAUUCAUGUAGUUUACAAAUGCUUUCACCAGACAAUAAUAGAAGUGCACAGUACCAUAUCUAAAUGCCAUAAUCCUUUCUCAUAAAUUGAUAUUCUUAGGGAAUUCUGGGAGCUCAAGACUAGGUGAUUGUUCUGAUUAGGAGGACACUGAUAGGUAUCAUACUAAUGCCACUGAGCAGCAAAUCAUCAAAAGCCAAGUGCUACAGUAUGCCUGCUGCCGUCCAGUUCACUGAGUAACUAACUAAGCAUCCCCACAUCCAGCCCCACUGUGGGACCAAGGGAAUGUGCAUGGGAGCCCAUGUCUCUAGGAAGUCCUUCCAGGGCCACUAAUCACUGACACCUAACAAACAGGGGCCAAGAUGGGCCCGUAUUAUCAUUGCUCCAUCACGCAGCUGUAGCCUGCAUGAGAAGGUAGUGAGGUCUGCUAGGUGAUCCAAGACAGGGAAGGUCGUUUGGUCUGAGUGAUUAGAGGAACUCAGCUGAGUCAUGUUUUGGAGUGCAAGCUUGGAUCUGAAACAAUCUUUUUUUUCCCCCCGUGUUGGUUAUCUAUUUUAUUUAUUUAUUUAUUUUAAAUAUUAUAUUUUUAUUUUCUCAUGGAAGACAAAGGUGACCUUUAUUCAAAUGGUGAAGAAGAAUGACUUCUAGAUGAUGUCCAAAGAUUUUCUGAUGAUCCCCGUUCUUGGAUCUGAAACAAUCUUGAAAGCACCACGUAGAUGGAGCGGGGCAGGGCUUGGCCCUGACGAACAUGGGAGUCGACAGACCCAAGUAGGAUAUCCAGUCCCACAACUUAUGUGGGGUCUAAGAAGGCGUUAUUAUUGCUUCCAAUUUAUAGCUGAGAGGAUUGAUGCGUAGAGUGGAUUCUGUCCUGGAAGAGGGGCCAUACUGAAAUGAAAUGGAAAGAGAUGAUUAAGACCUGAUUUAUAGCAAAAGAGAAAAUUGAUGCUACCCAAGGGAAUGGAAUUACCUUUCUGGUCCUUUAAGAUAUCAGUGGACCAGAUUCCGUCUUCCUUUUUGUGAAGCAGCAGGAGCGAAUGGCUCAGAACCUCGCCUCCUUUGUGACAGGUGUACUGCCCAGCAUCUCCAAACUCUUUGAUUUGGAUGGUCAAGGUUUUGCCAGAACCCAAGACCUCAUCGCUCUGGUCUGAGGUCCAGGUGAUGCCAUCUUCUUCAGGGGUAUCGCAGCUGUCCAAGCACAGAGGAAACAAUUGCUCAUGUCAUUCUGGUAAAACCUUCUUCAAAUACUUAAGUUCAUAAGCGUUGAAGUGAGACAGAAUUGGGAUCAAGUUCCUGUUCCACCCUUACCAGGUUAAUACUCAGUGAAUUCCAGGAGCCCUCUGCCAGUCUCUGGGAGCAAAGAAUUUGUCCCAGAAGCUCCCAUGGCCUUCUCCUUGUCUGCUUGGUCCCCUUGAGUCAAUCAUUGAGAAAGAGGAUGGGCGUACAAUGAAAGUGUUAGCCAAGUCAGGUUUGCCCCUGAGCUGUUAAAGGAUCCAGACCCCACAGGAGUGGAUACUCCAGUGACGUGGAAAUGGCAGUGCAGCAAGAGUCAAAUGUGUCUCAUAGAGACUAAGAUGUCUUCACCAGCCACCUCCCCUUCAGCAAUGACUCUGAUCACGUUUCUAUAGUGUCAUCCUUCUCUCCCUGGCCUGUGCUUUGAAGGCAGCAGGUGUCAGAUGUAGUCACUUCUGAAGUUCAUCAUCCAAGUGGGCAUCUUUGACCUGCUCUACUGGACUGACUGCAAAAAUGACCCACUGGUUUCCAGUAAAGUUAUCAUAGCCUACAGUAAUGAUUGAUUUGCUCCAGUGGUAAACUAAAGAACAACUCACAGUCCCACCAAGGCCUCCAAGGGUUGCAUGUUCUAACAACAGCUGGACAUCUUGUGUUCCUGCCCCCUCAGUCAGGAUCUUCCACACGUUGGUGUGUAUGGAGGAGGUGCUGGCCUGGCUCUCUGCAGACUGAAUUAUAGUCCUGGUUCUGCACCUACCCGCUGAGUGUCCUCCUCCAUGGGCUGCCGUUUCUUCAGCAGAUAAGUGAGGGGCUUGGACCAGUUGAAGACGAAGUCCAAACUCAGAUGCCUUCAGCACCAAAGAGGUGACCCAAAUAAUGCCUCAUCCCCUGCUUGGUCCAUAGUGAUGCCAGCCUGUGGUUAUUGGAACCUGGUCUGCCAGACCAAAUGGAGGAAGUCUGCCAGGCAGAUGUGGAACCCAAAAGAGGAACUUCACCAACUGCUGUGGACAGCUGUAGCGCUUCAUGCCCCCGUGGACUUUUGGGGAAGUAUUUUUGUGGCUCACCAGUCUCUCAUUAGGCAAAGGUCACUUGUCCUGUCUUGGCCUUCUCUACUGGUGGAAAGUACGGCUGGGAGAUUUGGAAUGGUUGCUGUUUGACUUUGAUUCUUGGCACGACUGUCACCAUGAGCUUUUUUGAUGACUCACUCUUGCUGCAGCAUGGAAAGGUGGAUUGGAGGGGAAGCAGAAAGGCCAUCAGCCUCACUGUGAACUACUGUGGAAUAGGCAAGGGAGGAUUGCUUCAUGGUCACAAGAUGGCUGUUGGAGAUCCAGUCUUCGUGUCUCAAACAGGAAGAAGGAGAAAGGGCCAAAUGCAAAUGGUACAUAAUAGCAGAGUAUACCCUCUUUGAAUGAUUUCCUGGAAGCCCCACACCAAGCUUCCAGAUGUUAUCAGAGCAGGCAUGACUUUGGCUCACCCAGCUCAUGGCAUUGGCUCUGAAUGCUGUCAUUGGCUCCUAUAGUGGGCUCAGCCACUAAUCAAGGACCUGGUGGUGUGUGACACAGACCUUUACAUCAUUUCUGGAUCUUCCUCUCCACAGAGUCCAGAUCUUACAACUGAAAACGCUCCUUGGGAUUACCCAGCUCUCAACUUUCACAUUACAAGAAAGAAAACUGAAGGUGCAAUAAUGGCAAGUAGUUGGCCCAGCAGGUCAGUGGCAGAAUUGGGGUUGACCUCAGAUCUUUCCACCCUGACUGGGAGUCUGGCUGCCUUUCUACCCCCUCGCCCAGUGCCCAAAACACCUCCCGAUUCUAAAAGGUUAGUAACUUUAUGUGUUAUCCUUUCCUAGGGACAUCUGCCUUUAAGAAACAAAACAAAGUUAAGCAACAACAUUCAACAACAAACUGAGUGGUCACCAUUUUAUGUAAUAGGGAUUAUUCUGCCCUUAGAAGUCAGAGAGAGAUUCUUUGGGGUGAGGGGAAUGGUUGGCGGGAACGCUAACAGUGGUGGUGUUGGCAGCCAGGGCUGGAGUAAGCCUUCUAGUAUCUCCUCUCCCUUCUCCUCCAAAAUAAAUAAAUAGGAAAAGAAAAGGCAAAUAUAAACAAAAAGCAACUAGGUCAUCAUAAGAUAGGUUCUGCCUUCAGCUCAGGAAGGAACUAAUUAGUGGUUUGGAUUGGUGAUGGUAUUGUUGCAAAUAUUGUUAAGGUAACGGAAUGUUAUUAGAUUUUUUGUUGCCAUAGAGACAGCCAAAGCACUAAUAAGCCCCUUGCCCUGCCCCCAUAGCGAAGGAGACUUCUGCUGGUCAAGUCCUCUGGUCCAUUCCUCUGCCAUUAGGCAGGACCCCAUUAACCAUCCUGACAGGUGAGGACCUUUUAGGAUUUAUCUAGAUAAAUGACUUCAGACCUUCUGGAGUUGUUAUAGUCAAGCACUGUGUCAGAAGUGGUGAGGAUACAAAACCAUAUAAGAUACGUACUUUCACCUCAAAUUAAAUGGCAUUGAUGGGUACCUCCCCAAAUUUUAUACCAAAAUGUUUGUAACAGUGGAGGAGCAGCAACAAUGUGAAGCAGCCCUUCCCAAGCUUGGAAUUUUGGUCACAUUUGGGAUUUUCACAUACUAUUUCAUGCAAAUGCUGGAAUCCACUUCUUAAUAUAAAUAUGUUUGCUUUAAUGUCCACAUUUACAUUCUAUUAACCAUUUUUUCUCCCCAGUCUUCUAGUAAAAUCGAUGCUCCAAGAAGAUACCCUGGGUUGACCAGUGACUUUGGAUAUCUUAUAUGUGGAUCCCAGCCUGGAUCUUUGUGUACUCAAGUUUGAGAAGCAUGGAUUAGCCAGGAGUUGGCAAACAUUUUUUUUUUGGUAAAGAGCCAGACAGUAAACAUUUAGGCUUUGUGAGCCAUACUGUUUCUGUUACAAAUACUCAACCCUGUCUUGUAGUGUAUCAAGAGCAGCCACAGACAAUAUACAAAUGAAUUGGAUGGCUGUGUUCCAAUAAAACUUUAUUUACAAAACAAACAGAUUUGGCCCAUGACCUGGAUUUGGCCUGCAGGCUAUAGUUUACCAACUCCUGGGUUCGACAAUAAAUGCCCAAGAGAUUAUAAAAGGAAAAUAUUUUCAGCUGGGACAAAUAAGAAAGAAGAGUGGGAGUAGAAAUUCUAUUGAUCAUUGAAGGCUACACAGUAUUUCAAAGAGCAGAGAGGACAUGGCAGCAUUAUUAAUAGAGGGCCAGUAUAGACAAAAGUGAAUAUUUUUAAGUUUACAUAUAGGUAGGGGACAGGAAGUACAAUAAGUAAAUCGGUUUGGCUUGAGGAAGGAACUCAUGUCCAAGGGAAGCAUUCUAAAAUAUCAGGGCUGGAAGGGACUUUGCUGAUUAUUUGCUUCUCAUUGUAUUUCCCAUUGAUGGGGAAAUCGAGGUCAAAAGAGACCCCAGAUCUGGAAAGAAGCUGAGGAGUGGUGUGCCUUGAAUACUAAGAUGUCCCAAGAGAAUUUCCUAUGGGAUGGAGUUAAUUCUCACCCAUUGUAUACCAUUGUGAACUACCCCGAAGAGAUAGUGACAAGACACACCUGGAGCAAUCAACAGGACAAUUGCCAAGGAUCCAGAAACUUUAGCUUCUCCUCCUGCUGUCAACUUGCUCUGUAACCUGGGCCAAAUCCUGAGCCCUCCUCUGGUUUUCCCCUUGGUUAAACAAGAAGCACUCAUUCUUGUCCUUCCAUCAGAACUGGUGACCUGUUAUUUUGUCACUACUCUGCCCCUUUCUCCCACCACCAACAUCAAAGUCAUAAAUGACCAGAGGACCCUGGAGUGGGAGGUGCCACAACUUUGCGUGACCCCGAUGUUCAUUCACUGAUUUGUUUUCCCACUAAUUAUUGACCACUUCCCAUGCACUGGUUGCUGAGGAUAAACAAUGAACGAGGUAAGCAGGCUUCUGCCCUCACAGAGCUCACAUUCUAGUGGUAUGAGAUGGUGGGGAACAUAAUGUACAAGUCAACAAAUAAAAGAAUUUCAGCUGGAGAUAAGUCCUGUGAAGGAAAUUGAACAAGGUAUUGUGAUAAUGACUAGAGGGGCUCUUUUGGCUGGUCUAGCAAGGGAAGACCUCUUUGAGGAGAGACUGAAGGAUGAGAAGAGCCACCAACGGAGCCUUCUGGGCCAAAGGAAGAGCAAGGGGCAAAGGCCAUGAGUGUGCACUGUUCGAGGUACAGAGGGAAGGCGUGUGUGUCUGCAGGGUGGUGGGUGAGGGGAAGAUGGAUGGUAGACAAAGAUGAAGAGGUUGACAACAUGAAAUUGAUGAGUUUUCAUCUGGGCAAUCCAGUGACUCAAUCUGGUUUAUAUUUUUAAAAGAGCAUCCAGGCUGUUACCUGGAGAAUGACUUGGAGGGAUUAAGAGUAGAAGUAAGAUAAUCAACAAGCCUUGUCCAGGUGGGAAAUAAUGGUGGUCUAGAUCAGACAGUAGCCAUGGAGACUGAGAGAACUCACUGGAUUCAGGAUAUAUUUUGGAAGCAGAAGAAACAGGACCUGUUGAGCGAUUAGACGUAGGCAUUUGGGGUCGUGCUGGUGGUGGUACUAGGUGAAGGGAAAGCAGAAAUCGAGGAUGACCACUCAGGUUGGGGCUUGAACAACCAGUAAGUUGUGGUAUCUUUUACAUUGUUUGUAGAGACUGGAAUGCUAGUUUUGGGUGGGGAGUGUGGGGAGUGUGGGCAGUCAGUUGGUCCAACAUGGGUGUGCUGAGGCGAAGAUGCCUGUGACACCUCCAGGUGGGGAUGUGCUGUUGGCAGCUGGAGAUAUAUUCUUUGUGUGUCUCCAGUCUUAAAGGGUUAGUAUUCUCUCUAACACCCAAACAGCAAUCUCGUGAGAGUUGAUUUGCUUGACCACACAUUUUAUAUCUCUUCCCUGGAAUAUCUGGGACAUUCUGUGAAUGUCUGUGAAUUCCAUGGAUCCGUCCUAGAUUCUACAUUUCGCCUCCACCAGACAUCCUGCUCCCAUCUCUGCACAACCCUUUGCUACCACAUGACUUCUCUCCUCAUCCUGCUUGGUCCCAGCGUGGACACAUUUAAGGGACCUGAUACAUAGUGGCAAAAAGCUCUUCCCAUCAACAGCAAAGGCCUAUUUCCCCACAUUCUCACCAACAUCGGGCAGUAUUAUUUGCCAAUUUGAUAGGUGAUAGAUGGUGACACGUUUCAAUUUGUAUUGCAAAGAUGUGCUUUUAAACAAUAAAGCACUCUCUCUGUGUAAAUUGCAAUACACAGAAUCAUUCAAGUGCUCACAAUCACGAUUAAUUAUUCAGAAAUUUCAGGGUGCAGAUAAUAACAGUGGCUACCGUUUGUUGAAAUCCCUCAGUGUACCAGGCACUGCAGUGGUGAUACCUCUUUUAAUCCCCAUAGCAUCCCAAACGUUGUACAUGUUAUUAUCAUCUCUCAUAUAAUGGAUGAGGAAACUGAGGCCAAGGAAAAUUAAGUAACUUGUCCAAAUGGCAUAGCUGGGAAUCACACCCCAGGUCAGGGAGAGUGUUCCUAACCACUGCCUGCCUUCCUUCUGCUGUCCUGAGAAGGGGGCCAGCCCAGGACUGCUCCUCACCCAGGAUGACAGCAUUAAUUGAACUCCUUCUGGAAAUUCUUGUCGCUUCUUAGCCUCCCCUUCUAACCUUUCUGUUUUCUCUUCCCAGGUUUCUAGAUCCUUUGGGGGGUUUACUUCUCAUUGACAUCUGAUCAUUAUAACACUCUGAUCCUCCCUCAGCAAAAACAUCCAAUUCUACAGAGUUCUAUAGAAAUAAAAUGGGACUGAAUAACCUGUAAUACAGUUGGACCAAGAUGAUUUUAAGCAUUGUUAAACAGGGUUUGAGAGCACACAAUUGGUGAUGUUUGUGUUUGAAACCCUGGCAAUCUGAGGCUCCUUAAUAAAUUGGGUAUAAUUGGAGUUAUUGGGUAUCAGCCUUUUAAAGACUCAAUUCUGAUGGCCAAAUGCCCUUCCAGGUAGACUGGACUCCCGCCAGCUGCUUGAAUAUGCCCACUUCACAUGAUUAUGUUCUUUCAGGCCUGGAGAGGUGCAGUCUUGAUCCAUUGGCCAUCAAAGGCAAUGCUACAGGGGAAAGAUUACUGCACAAAUUACUGCAGCCUCAGUAAUUUGUGUGGAAGUGAGUGACAGAGCAUGAUUGCCCCACUUACCUCUUGGGGGUGAUGAAAAGUUAUGAAGUAAGUGUGUAUGAAUGUCAGACCUUUUAAACCCAUGUUUAUUGCCAAAUCCUUCCCGUCUGACUCUGAGUCACUGUUCCAGCCACCUGUUUCUCACAGCAACCUGAAGUCCUAAAAUCAUGGGGUCUAGGAUGUCACCCUAAUUCCUCUCAAGGCAUAGCUGUCCCUUUAGAGUAGAAUGAAAGUAAUAUCAUGGCUGAUAAAUCAGGAACAGAGAAUUAGAAAGAUGGGCUAUUUGAAAACCAAAACUGCCUAUUAUACGCUCUGUCUUGGAAACAGGAAGAGGAAGAUAGACUGAGAGGGGACGUUAGUUUUUAGUAACUGUUUUUUAAAACUAACAACAGAGGAAAAAAGACCAGAACCACAAACAAAGUUAACAUUUCGUACUUCAGAAUCAUUUGAUCGUUAAAAAACUCCCUAGUCUUAGGAGGGGUUGUCCCUAGAUAAGUGGUUCUGUUCUGAACUGGGUGAACAUGGAUGAAAUAUAGGGUCUCUUCCCCAAAUCACUCCUCCUCAGUAUCCCAUGAUGAUGGAAAUCCCCAGGGUUAACUUUUCUUUCCUUUUGGCUAGAGUUAGGAAUCUCAUUUAAUGCAUUCCACUACUGUGUCUCAGUUUACAAAUGAGCUAAUUGAGGCAGGGAGAAAUAAAACAAUUAGAGCAAGUUCAUACAGCUGGUAAACCACACAGCCCAGGAUUAGAACCUGGAUUCGUUUGAUUCCAAACUCUAUCACACCAGUGGGCCCAGUAUAUAUUCACUCUUUUAGGAUUGGGUACCUUCUCUGUCAACUCCGUUACAUGGUUCACUAAGCAAGUAGCCAAGAGCUCAGACUGUGAUGGACUUCGGGGUCAGGAGGGAGUGGGUUUGAGUCUUGACUCCAUCACUGAUUGACCAGUUGUGUGACUUUGGAAACCUAACCUCAGUCUACUCAAAAGGAGUCUAGGCUGUGAGGAUGAAGUCCAACAAAGCAUGUGGUAAAUAUUUCACAAGACUAUUUUAAUAUUUUAAAGCUGCAUAUUCUCUAGUCAUGAACAAGCAAUGACAGAACCGAAGAAUAGACAACAGUGAUCAGAAGAGUAACUAACACUUACUGAGCGCCCAGGAUGGAUUAGACACUGUGCUAAGUCCUCUCCAUGUACUAUCUUCAUUCGUUCUCCUAACAAUUUAAUGAGGUCUGUACAGUUAACAACCUCAGUGCAUAAAGAAAAAGCACAUCCAGCUACAAGUAGAGGAGCCAGGAAUUGAACCUUGGUGGAUGGACCUGGGAGCUUGUGCUCACCACCAGGAGGUAAGCUUGCAUGGGCCUUCUUGGGAAAUUGGAAGGAGGUGGUGAUACUUAGGGAGGGUACAUAGGGGGCUUUGGUCCUGGGGGCAGCACGUGGGCUUUGGGCAUUGCAGGGCGGGGAAGAAGGUGACAAGAACAAGGGUAAGACAAAAAACCCAUGGAAUGGGGAGUUGGGUGUUUGAAGCAGCUGUCACCUGUAAGAUGAUGUUGAGGUAAAGCGACUGAAGCUGAAUUCCCAAAGUGAAUCUAUUGGAUCUACUCUUUCCUUAGAGAUGGUCUAGUCUGGUGGUCCCUUAGAGUCCCCCAAGGGGUGGGUGGAUGGAGGUUGUGCGGUGAAGGCUUAACAAAUGGAUCUUCAAAACCCUCUUGUUUACUUCAGCCACAGGAAUUCCACUUUUUUCUUUUUUUCUUUUGAGGUACAACUUACAUGACAUAAAGCACAGGAAUCUCAGAGAUAAUGAUGAGUUUUUAUACAUGUAUACAUCUGUGUAGCCACUACCCAUAUCAAGAUAAAGAAUACUUUCUGCACCCCUGGGCAGGCUCUGUGCUGUCCCCUCCCAGUCAGUAUCCUCCCCAGAGGUAACCACCUACUUGAUCUUGCCUGUUUUUGGACUUCAUGUAAAUGGAAUUACAAAAUUUAUCCUCUUUUGUGUCUGGCUUCUUUUGCUCAAAAUUAUAUCUGAGAGAUUCAUCCACGUUUUUGUGGGUAACAAUAGCCUGUCCUUUUUUGUUGCUGUGUGGAAUUGUAUUGUAGGACUACACCGCGAUUUAUUGAUCUUUUCCACUGUUGAUGAACAUUGGCGUUGUUUCCAGGUUUUGGUAUUAUGAACAUAGCUGCCAUGAACAUCCACGCACAAGUCUUGUGGUGGACAAAUGAACGCAUUUCUGUCGAGUGUAUACUCAUGGAUGUAUCGUGGGGUGGCUGCAUGUUUAGCUCUGGUGGGUAGAGCAGCUUUGCUUUCGAAUAGAUGUUGCACAGAAUGGGGAAUCCUCAUAAGGUUUCACUUGGGGAAAGGGUGUGGUUGCUUAAAUUUUUUUUUUUUAAAGAAAAGUUUAAACUCCUCCAGUGUAAUCCUCUGCAUUUACAGAUGCAGAGACUGAGUCUCAGAGAGGAAAGUGAUUUGCUCAGACUCAAACUGCAGCAAAGCCACGUCUAGAACCCGAUUACUAGACUGAAAAUGUCUUCUGGGUUUUUGAGCUCUCUAACAUGGGGGCUAAAUAUCACUCAAACUGGAUGCUGGUCAGAUGUGGAAAGGACACCACAAUUUAAGUCAGAAGCCCUGGGUUCAAGCCCUAAUAUUGUCACUACACAGUGUGUGACCCAGGGCAAGGCACCUACUGCUGGCAACCUCAGUCUCCUUCACUUGGAAGUGGAUGACCCUGCUUGACAGCAUUGCUGGAUUAAAGGAGAUCAUGAUAUGGAGACACUGUACAGGCUGAGAAGCAUCAUAAGUAUCAUUAUUGUCAAACUAUAUUCUAAGGGGAUGCUUUGGUAAGCAUGCUGUUUUCUUGCAAUAUUAAUGCCUAUAAUAAUUCACUGCUUUACAUUUUAUUUUUCAUCCUGAUUUAUUAAUUUUUAAUGAAAGCUUUUCCUCUUUCAUUAAAAAGCUAGUGUGGCAGAUAAAGUUUUCCAAAGAUAGCCACAGUAACGUAUAUCCCAUCCUACAUGCUGGUCUUUGAUGGGACAUUUUUAUAACGUGACACAUCUCCAUUGAAGUUGGGGCGGGGGAGGGUCAGCUUUCUCUCCCCUCACACCUGGGCAGAGGUGUGUAACUAUCUCGACUAACCAAACUUGGCAGCAAUGAUGAUGUGUGAGCAUGAAUCCAGAGUUAGAGAGGAAAAGUCUACAUUUUGGGAUAUUUCCUAGAGAGAACAGAAACAUCCCUGGGAGGAGACAUGCAGUGUUGGUUUUUUGUUUUUUUUUUUCUGAUUUCACUUUGUAGUCCUUUUCAUUUCUCAAGGUUCUUCAUUUAAACUUUCCACCAAAAGGAAAAAACCUAUCUAGCUAAUACCCCCUCGGGUUAAACCUGAGAUUAGACAUGGGUGCUUCAUACAUUCCAACUCAGGUGGAGUUUUAGUCCUUAGUGAAGAGCCCAGUGACGCCAGGAGAAAGGCCUGGAGGCCAGAUCCUCCUCUGGGAGCUCAGAGGGGAUGGGAGUGUGGGUGAGGAUGCGCCUGGGAUGAUGGUAGCUCCCCUGAGCCUAAAAGGCCAGCGGACUCCUGGUACCCCGAGCCCUAAAGGCAGGAGGGCACCGACAGGUGUGUGGCUGAGACUCACACAGAGAACUGAAUUUUUCCCUCUUGACUUUUCCCCUGAGAGCUCUAAGUUUCUGUGAAAGAAGGUCCUUCUGUCAAGAAGGUCUUUAUUACAAAUUUAAAAAUAGUUAAGUUCCUCACAUACGUAAAUUGCUUCACAUAUUGGGAAGCAGGUUCCCAUAUGUUACUUAUUUGAUUUUCCCAAUAGCCCUGUAGAAAACCAGAGGCUGAAUCAUCAUCUUCAUUAUCGUGAGCAUCUUAAUUUUCUGCUUAAAGGAAUUGACAGGGUAAGAGCUUUGUCCAAGAUCCCACAGCUAGCAGGCAGAAACGCCAGUGAAAAAACCAUGUCUUCUGGCUUCUGGGCUAGUUUCCUUUACUGCCUCACAGACUCUGUCCAUGGGGGAGUAGGAGUUUGGGGCACCAUAGCAGAUUGGCAGAGCUAACUUGAGGGAGUUAAAUUACCCCCUCACCCUUUCACCCCUCAGACUACCCCAAAGCUCUUUGCUCUAUGCAUGGUGUUGUCUCUAUGUGGAAUAAAAUGCCUUUGGCUGGUCAUCUCUAUUGCCUCUAUCAGAAAAGAGACACCCUAUCAGUCAUUUACAUUUUAGUGAGAAUUUAAGGACUUAAGUUUUCUCUCUCAGAGAUACUUGCAUUUUACAUUUUAGCUCUCAUUGUGAUUUUUGACACCUGGAAAAGUCAUUUUUAGCAUCAGUGAGCAGAUAAGAAGAGGCAUUUUCUCAGGGGCAGGGUGGAAGUGCAUGGAGAAAUUUUAUAGACACCCCCCCGUCCCCAAUGACAUCUUGUCAGUAGAUGCUAACUACCUGAAUCAGAAAACUUCAGUUAUCAAAUAUCUGGAUGCUGAGUGCUGGAGACACAGUGAUGAGGAGACUGUGGUCCAUGGAGGGAGUCACAGUUUGGGUGGGGGGACAGGCAAGGAAGCAAGUAACGGUAAUACGAUCUGGUCAGUGCUAUAUAGAUGUGAGUGUUCAGAGCACUAUGGGUGCAUGGGGGAACUGGGGUAGGAGUGGGGGGCACAUCAGAGCUUCCUUAGAGGAGGUGACAUCAUUUGGGUUGAAUCUAUAAAAGGCAGUGGAACUGCCAUCUGUUGAGUAUCUUAGUCCAGGUUCUCUGCAAGAGCAAGUCUGAGGGAUUAUGUGCUGAUACUAUGGAGGAGUGCAGCCCCAGGGAACCAGGCGUGAGGAAGAGGUGAGUGUGUGGAGAGAAACAGAAACAAGCUGGCUGAUUGCUCCAUCGGGCUGGGCGUCCUCCGAGAGGCCUUAUGGAGCUCUGUCCCUGCAGUAUCCUGUGUGGGGGAUGGAGAGGAACUAUUUCUUCUGGUUCUUUCCCAUUUCUGGUCCCCCAGUGGCUAAAGUUCACCCUGGGGUGAGUUAACUCUCAUGCAUUUUUAGUUCAAGUCACAGGCCCCGCAGCUGGCAAUUUCUUUGAGUCUGAGUCUCACUGGUGAACACUGGUGGCCAUGGUGCUGGCAGAGGAGAUCAACGUAACCUAGAGGAGGUGCAUCGGUGAGGUGCCGGGGUGUUUACAUGCACUGGAGUGUCUCAUCCUCACAGUAACCCUGGGUUGUGGGUUGCAUUGUGUCUCCCCCACUCGAAGAUAUGUUGAAGUCCUAACCCCUGGUAUCUGUGAAUGUGACCCUAUUUGGAAAUAGGGUCUAUGCAGAUGUCAUCAAGAUGUAAAUGAAGACAAAGUCGUACUGGUGUAGGGCUUCCCUUAAUCCAAUAUGACUGUUGUCCUUAAGAGAAGAGACACAGAGACAGUCAUACGUAGAGAAGAGAAAGCCACGUGAUGAUGGGACAGAGAUUAGAGGGAUGCAUCUGCAAGCCAAGGAGUGCCAAGGAGUGCUGACAACACCAGAAGCUGAGAAAAAGGCAUGGGGCAGAUUCCCCUCUUGAGCCUCUAGAGAGAACAUGGCCCUGAAGAUAAUCUUGGACUUCCAGCCUCCAGAAGAGUAAAGCGAGAGAAAAAAUUUCUGUUGUUUUAAGCCACCCGCUUUGUGGCACUUUGUUACGGCAGCCCUAGGGGGAGGGAUGAGCCUGAGCAGAGGCACAAGAUGCAAAUGAAACCUGUAAAAUGAGACAGAGGUGAGAUGGUGAUGUUGAUGAUGGUGAGAGCUAAGAGUUACUGAGGACAUUCUACUCAGUGAACGCUGUUCUGAGUGCUGUAUGUUUAUUUACUCAUUUGAUCCUCACCAAACCUUGUAAUGGGCAACUUUUAUAAUUCCCAUUUUCCAAAUAAGAUCAAGAGGCAGAGAGGUUAAAUAACUUGCUUAAUGUCACAGGCAGUGGGGUUGAAACCUUGUCCGCUGAGCCUGUGGUCUUUGCGUCCACCCUGCAUUCAUUCACCUAAGGUUGAAAAAAUGCCCCAUCUGUGCUAGAUGCUAGAUACGAGGGUGCAGAGAUGGACGCAAUUUGGUCCCCUCUCCCCAAAGCCCUCACAGUCUUUCUGAUCCAAUCUAGUUGACUCCACGCACACCCUUGAGAGCUGUGCUGUCCAAUAUGGUAGCCACUAGCCACGUGGCUGCUGAGCACUUGAAAUGUCGCCAGUCUGAACUCACAUGGCUGUAUGUGUAAGAUACACACCGGGUUUAGAAGACCUAGUACAAUAAGGGUGUAAAAUAUCUCAUCAAUAAUUUUUAAUACUGAUUUUACUGAAACGAUUAUGUUUUGCAUAUAAUGGGCUAAAUAAAAUAUAUCAUUAAAAUUCAUUACACCUUUAAAAAAAGUGGCUAUAAGAAAAUUAAAGUCACAUAUGUGCUCACAUGACAUUUCUAUCGGACAGCACUGCUCUAGAAUGUGAGUUCCCUGAAGGCAGGGGCUAUCUCUGUCCUGUUCACUUCAGGUCCUAGGUGCCAGAACAGGACCUGACACACAACGGUCCCUCAAUACAUAGUUGUUGGAUAAUUGAAUGAAUGAAUAAAUACACAAAUAACCAAAUCCAGUCCUCUUCUGCAUCUGCUUAUCUGUUCCCUGUAAACAUAGGUUGAACCUCACUUUUACUUUGCUUUGUCUCUCUGGGCAGUCCCUCAAUUUCUCUCAGGCUUAUAGAGAGAUUGGACGCUACUUUGUGCCAGGGAAUUGAGAGGCUGGAUGUGUGGUAGAAUUUGGAGAAUAAAAACGGUCAGAGUAUUUCCAACCACAAUGGCAGUAACCACUUACCGGAAGCAAAUUACUGAAUACAAAAAAACAUGCCUGGUGUUGUUCUCAGCAGGUAUCUGGAGUGAGUCGUUUAAUUCUAACAACCCUAUGACAUCAGUCCCACCAUCAACUCCAUUUGACAGAUGGGGGAAAUUAAACUUCAGACAGGAUAAGUCUUGCCCCCAGGACUACUUAGCUAGUUUCGUACCCAGGUCUGUCAGAUAAGACACCGAUAUGACAUAGAGGAUAGGGAGAAGGACCCCAACAAGAGUGAUCCUGCCCCAGGUCCCUUCUGUCCUGAGGCCCCAGAGCAGCCUCAGACAGCCGAUGUCCCAGUUCUCGGGGUUCUGGGGAACCUAUCGUCUGUGUGUAGUACCACAAAACAUCUGGCCGCGUAUUGUCUCUGCAUCCAGCCAUGUCCUCUCUGUGCAUCUUCUUCACCAGAUGACUGGGCCACCCGUAGGCUGGCUCACCUUCUGUGCCUGUGAUGUGGUCAUGAGCGAGUGACCAUCCGGGGCAGGGAACCGCCUUCACCAUGCCCUCCGAUGAGACGUCCCUUCCUGCCCUGCUGGACGUCGGCUUCUACGUAGUCCUAGAGAGCAGGACCUCACAGAGAGGCCCCAAACCACGCAUCCUGGCACCACUGCAGGAGAAAUGUCAAUCUUCCACGUGUCUGUAUGAAGAAACCAGGGUUCAAAGAGCAUUCACAGCUGCCCCAGGUCACACAGCCAAGCGAGUGGCAGAGCUGGGACUUGGACUCACGUCCGUCAGACUCUGCAGCCUGAACCCUGCCUCCCAGGAAGGGGAAGGAGUGAGAAAAGAUAAGAAAAGCUGGAAACAUCUGACCCGUUGCGUCUGCUGGGAGGAAGGAGGCUGCGGGCUGCAGGACAGCGAACAGCAGCGGCAGGGGAAGCUCCAGGCUAUGGUCGUCCAUCUCCUGCUCAGACUGCCUUACUCGAAGGGGAACAGACAGACACACAGGACAGGGCCUUCUGGCUUUGUGCCACACCAGCCAUUGCCCUAGCAUGACUCUCCUCCUUCCAUUGGAUUCUGCUCUCCAGUCAGCAUCAUCUUGCUAAAGAAGCAUAAACCACAAGCUCUGGGGAAGCUGGUUUGUCUGUCUCACAAGCAGGCCUCAAAGUCUCCUGGCUACCUUCCUAAAUUUCUCUGGAUGUGGGGUGAUCACCUGGUCAAACAGAUAUCUCUCCAGUGCACGAGACCAGACUGCUGCAGAAGUCUGUUGUUGCCUUUUCUUUGACUUCUUUGAGUGUGGUCAUGGGAGGACAUGUUGAGAUGCCCUUCUAUCAGCCUGGGCCCUGAUUAGGCCCUCAGAGUAAGCUGCAGGAAUAGGCUUCCGCGGUCUUGGAUCUCCUAUUGCUCCCCCGCUCCCACGAGCUGCCGAGGAGGGCCUUUCCUGGCUUGGAGCCACACCCAACUCCUCCUCAGCGUGGUCAUCUUCUUUCCAAAAUUGAGCCUACCUACCACAGGGGGACCAGCAUUUACCACGUCAGCUCCGGGCAGAGGUGAAGGAUGACUAGAGCUGUUAAUGACCACCACAACCAAAAUACUUGUGAUCUAUCGAAUGACUCGAUUCCCACAUGGUGGAUGUCAAGUUUAGUACAUGUGUCCUGUCAUCUGAUGGCCAGAACAGCUUAAUGAAAACUUCAGUUUUCUUUGGACAUCCAACCUCCCUCCGUGUAGCCUCAGGUGAAGCUGACUGUACCCCUCAGAGCCAGGGUUCUCAAUGGAGCAGCACCAAGAAGAGGUGAGGUGGGCAGUCCUCCAGACUGAGCAAGGAAACAUUCUGAAGUUUUCAGGUGCCACGCAAGUUGCAGAGCCCCCUAUAUCUGAGUGCUGACUCCAGACGCCCCUCACUAAAGGCAAGCACCCCCAGCCCACUUUUGAAACUGCGGAGUGAAUAGAAGGAAAAAAAAAUCCCGUGCCGCGCGGAGUCAGGGCGCCGGGCUCCCCCGCCUGAUGUCACCGCCGUGCAGUCAGCUCAGAGGCGGCUCAUUGAAAGCAGACCCUCCUCGGCGCUAGCUGGGCGGAGGCGCCGCUGUCCGCAGACCCGCCGCGGGCCGGGCAGAGCCGGGCGCCCCCUGCCCCGCCGCCCGCUCCUCCCCGCCGCUCCCCGCGAGCCCGGCCCGGCGCGCCUGACGUGGACCAUUAAACUUGGAGCUGCCGCCUCGUCCCCUCUCUCCUCCUCCUCGCUCUGACAGGCGAGCGAGCGGCUCGGUGCAGGCAGGAGACGUGCUGCUGGGCUGGACUGCCCGGGGGAGAUGACUUCUCGCCAGGAGGACGCCUUUGGGAAGAAGACCACGGGGGAAGCAAAGUUUCAGGGCAGCUGAGGAGCCUUCGCCAGCCCUUCCCAGCCCUGUCACCCCUCUGGCUAUGGAGGGCGGACUCUAAAAUGAAUCCCGAUCUGGACACCGGCCACAACACAGCAGCACCUGCCCACUGGGGAGAGUUGAAAAAUGCCAACUUCACUGGCCCCAACCAGACCUCGAGCAACUCCACACUGCCCCAGCUGGACAUCACCAGGGCCAUCUCCGUGGGCCUGGUGCUGGGCGCUUUCAUCCUCUUUGCCAUCGUGGGCAACAUCCUAGUCAUCUUGUCUGUGGCCUGCAACCGUCACCUGAGGACGCCCACCAACUACUUCAUUGUCAACCUGGCCAUUGCCGACCUGCUGCUAAGCUUCACUGUGCUGCCCUUCUCCGCGGCCCUGGAGGUGCUCGGCUAUUGGGUGCUGGGCCGUAUCUUCUGUGACAUCUGGGCUGCCGUGGAUGUCCUGUGCUGCACAGCCUCCAUUUUGAGCCUGUGCGCCAUCUCCAUCGACCGCUACAUCGGGGUGCGCUACUCUCUGCAGUACCCGUCGCUGGUCACCAGGAGGAAGGCCAUCUUGGCACUCCUCGGUGUCUGGGUCUUGUCCACGGUCAUCUCCAUUGGGCCUCUUCUUGGGUGGAAGGAGCCGGCGCCCAAUGAUGACAAGGAAUGUGGGGUCACUGAAGAACCCUUCUAUGCUCUCUUCUCCUCCCUGGGCUCCUUCUACAUCCCUCUGGCGGUCAUUCUGGUCAUGUACUGCCGGGUCUACAUCGUUGCCAAGAGGACCACCAAGAACCUGGAGGCUGGAGUCAUGAAGGAGAUGUCCAACUCCAAGGAGCUGACCUUGAGGAUCCACUCCAAGAACUUUCACGAGGACACCCUCAGCAGUACCAAGGCCAAGGGCCACAACCCCAGGAGUUCCAUAGCUGUCAAACUUUUUAAGUUCUCCCGGGAAAAGAAAGCAGCCAAGACCUUGGGCAUUGUAGUCGGUAUGUUCAUCUUGUGUUGGCUACCCUUCUUCAUCGCUCUACCACUUGGCUCCCUGUUCUCCACCCUGAAGCCCCCCGACGCCGUGUUCAAGGUGGUGUUCUGGCUGGGCUACUUCAACAGCUGCCUCAACCCCAUCAUCUACCCGUGCUCCAGCAAGGAGUUCAAGCGCGCCUUCGUGCACAUCCUCGGGUGCCAGUGCCGCGGCGGCCGCCGCCGCCGCCGUCGCCGCCUCUUGGGCGGCUGCGCCUACACCUACCGGCCGUGGACGCGCGGCGGCUCGCUGGAGCGGUCGCAGUCGCGCAAGGACUCGCUGGAUGACAGCGGCAGCUGCCUGAGCGGCAGCCAGCGAACCCUACCCUCGGCCUCGCCGAGCCCCGGCUACCUGGGGCGCGGCGCGCCGCCGCCCGUCGAGCUGUGCGCCUUCCCGGAGUGGAAGGCGCCUGGCGCCCUCCUGAGCCUGCCCGCGCCCGAGCCCCCGGGCCGCCGCGGCCGCCACGACUCGAGCCCGCUCUUCACCUUCAAGCUGCUGGCGGAGCACGAGAGCCCCGGGACCGACGGAGACGCCAGCCACGGGGGCCACGAGGCCGCAGCCGACGUGGCCAACGGGCAGCCCGGCUUCAAAAGCAACAUGCCCCUGGCGCCCGGGCAGUUUUAGGGCCCCGCGCACCGCUUCCUUUCCCUGGGGAGCCAAUCAUCGUGGGGGGCGGGCGGGCGGAGGGGGGGAGGGGAGUGUCGGCCCCGGUAGACACGGGCCCCACGGGGAAGCGGGGGGAGGGGGCGGGGAGAGGGGCAGCUGCUUUUCUGGCAGGGGCAUGGGUGCCAGGUACAGCGCGGAGAGCUGGGCCGAGCAUGCUGAGAGCCUGGGAGACCCGACGCCAGCCGGGAUUUCCGUCUCUCUCUCUGUGUAUAUAUCUAAACGAGUCCCUCUGUACAUGUAUUUAACCGUGGGUGCACGUGCGUGUGUCUGUGCGGUGUACGUGUGGUCUGCGUGUGUGCGUGUGUGUGGCCGCCCGCGCGGGGGCAGAGCGAGUGGGUGCCCAGGAGGCACCCAGGGCAUUGUUUGUCUCGUGACUUAGUACCUCGCAAGCCCCUCCUGUACUUCACUGAACGGUGGCACUUUGGCGGGGUUGGAAGCAAAGUCGGACAUUAAAGGUCAUUUCUUCUGUG
Messenger RNA from Delphinapterus leucas (beluga whale), 19490 nucleotides. The record is from RefSeq and is a predicted model, not a curated record. NCBI's taxonomy places the organism in Eukaryota, Metazoa, Chordata, Mammalia, Artiodactyla, Monodontidae.